Messenger RNA from Brassica napus (rape), 744 nucleotides. RefSeq names its product glutathione S-transferase T3-like. Bases 1 to 744 code for a protein of 247 amino acids. NCBI's taxonomy places the organism in Eukaryota, Viridiplantae, Streptophyta, Magnoliopsida, Brassicales, Brassicaceae. The transcript has 2 exons. The record is from RefSeq and is a predicted model, not a curated record.
AUGGCUAAUAACUCAAAUUUUUUUACUAGAUUUCUCCUUAGUCAAAAUACAGUUGACCUUGAUUCACCAGAACCUUUUUGGUACGGUAGUCACGGUCCUGAUGAGUCUGGUAGCGAGGUUCCUGUUACGUCUCCUGUGCUGUCUGGUAGGGACGUUCGUGCUAAGUCUGCUGUGAAUUCUAAUCCCUCAUCAGUUUCUGAGAGGAGGAAAUGGUCUCCCACAGAGGAUAAAAUCCUUAUUGGUGCUUGGCUUAACACCAGUAAGGACCCUGUGGUGAGCAACGAGCAGAAAGCCGGUGCUUUCUGGUACCGUAUAGUAGAGUACUACAACGCAAGUCCUCUCCUGUCUGGGACAAUACGGAGAGAACUAAUGUCUUGCAAGCAGAGGUGGUCUAGGAUAAACGGCGACGUAGCCAAGUUUGCUGGCUGCUAUGAUGCGGCUCUGAGGGAGCAGAGAAGUGGGCAAAACGAUGAUGAUGUGAUGAAAACGGCGUUAGACAUUUUCUUCAAAAUGGUCGGCUACAAGUUCACCAUGGAUCACUGCUGGAGGGAGCUGAGGCAUGACCAGAAAUGGUGCUCCUCUUAUCCGGCAAAGGACGUUGGAAAGGAGAAGCGCAAACAAGCUGUGGAGGUGGAUACAGAAGAAGAGCAAUUUGUCGAUCCAGAGGUUAGACCACCCGGGGUAAAGGCUGCGAAAGCUGGUUUACGCAUGUGGGAAGGAGUCACGGGUGCAUUUGGUCUGUAG